Molecule: messenger RNA, 3420 nt
Organism: Brettanomyces bruxellensis
Lineage: Eukaryota; Fungi; Ascomycota; Pichiomycetes; Pichiales; Pichiaceae
Exons: 1
Coding region: 1-3420 (1139 amino acids)
Molecular function (GO): ATP binding; ATP hydrolysis activity
Source: RefSeq, a predicted model, not a curated record
AUGUCCAAUUUUGAUUUUAAUGCCAAAUCAUUUGAGCCUGGCACUGGCUUUAAGGGCAGGCAGGGAUAUGAAUCUCCUACGAGCCGCAGUAGAAAGCCACGUGGAAAUUUCCGCAAGGGUAAACCAAUGUCAUAUGAAGAAUACAUGUUUUCACGCUCGCAGUCCCAAAGAAGCGUAAACAGUUCGCAAAACUCUUCUGGAUACAAUACACCAACUUCCGCUGCAAUGUCUACAUCAUCGUCUAUGUCAUCUAUCACCUCUGCUCUCAGCAAAUUGCAAAUAUCCCCGAUUUCCGAUGAUUUGGAGAAAUUACAUGCAUGCCAAAAACUUCCAGAAGUCCGUGAAAUUUGUAAAAAUAUUGCGGAUGAAAUAGCAACCGCAGGCGUUCAUGUGAUUGCUGACUGGAAUAUUUUGGAAACAUUACGUGCUCUCAAUCAUUCAAAAAGUCAAUUGAUCAGGGAUGCGUCAAUGAUUUUAUUGGAUACCAUUGUUCAGAAGUUUGCAGGAAAUGUUCCUAAGGAGGCUUACUUUGUUCCGUUGUUUGAGGCGGCACUUGAUGCAUUUGCCGAGAAGGGAAAGACAACCAAAAGGACAGCCAAAGUUGCCAUCGAGAGUCUUUAUGAAAUGUUUCCAACCGAGGGAAAGGCCUCGGUUAUUGUGGAUACACUUCUCAAAUAUAUGAAAAGUGGUGCCAAAUGGCAAAGUAAAAUCGCAGCUCUAAGACUUUUGGAGAAGUUGGAAACUGACUGUCCAGCAGAUGUUAUGGAAAUGAAGUUUUAUGAUGUUAUUCCAGUAUUAACAGACAUGUCAACUGAUUUUAAGCCAGAAUUAGCGAAGGAAGGAUUAAAAACGUUGAAGUCAUUUUUGAAAAUUCUUGACAAUCUUGAUUUAGCUCCGAGAUAUGACUUGAUUGCAGAGACACUUUCCAAUCCUCAAAAAGUUUCUAGCUGUAUCAAGGCUCUUUCUGCAGUGACAUUUGUUGCCGAGGUUACAGAGCCUUCUCUUUCGAUGAUGGUGCCGAUCUUGGAUAAAUCUUUAAAGAUGGCUACUUCUACUCAGGAACAGUUGAGACAGACCGUCAAGAUUACUGAAAAUUUGACCAGAUUGCUCAACAAUAAAAGAGAAAUUGCUCGGUUCCUAUCUAUCCUUUUACCCGACAUUCAGCAUGUUGUCAAGACUGCUGCUCAACCAGAAGUUAGAAGGAUGGCUUCCGAUGCGUUAAAAGUUUUAGAAGAUGCAGCGGCUGAGGAAACGGAUGGACAAUUUCAUGGAAAACUCAACCUGGAGCUUACUAAUGAUUAUUUGAAAUUCUUGGAGCCUAAAAUAGGGGACAGAAAGAUAUACGAGUACUUAACAGAGAUAAUGAUGACGGAUGCAAAUGUUUGGGACUGGAAAUCCAUUACUGAAUAUUUGGAUAUGGCGUUGAGUGAACAGUUCCCUGAAGAGUCUGAAAAAAAGGAGGAAAUUUCAACCUUGGUUCACAAAUUAACAGAACUUUUAAACCCAAACGCUGUUGAGACGGCCGUUGAUGGUGAGACCGUUAUCGUGAAUACCGACUUCUCGCUUGCUUACGGUACAAGGAUGCUUUUGAGUAAAACAAACAUUCGGCUUGUCAAAGGCAAGCGUUAUGGUUUAUGUGGUAGAAACGGUGUUGGUAAGUCAACACUUCUGAAGGCUAUCGCAAAUGGUCAAUUAGAGGGAUUCCCCGAUCAGUCUGAACUUAGAACAUGCUUUGUUGAGCACAAGCUACAAUAUGCACAUUCUGAGUUGAAUUUAAUAGAUUUUAUUAGGAAGGAUCCUGCUUUAGAAGGCACUUCGGGAGCAGAAGUUUCUAAGGCAUUAGAAGAUGUGGGCUUUGAUGAGGAAAGAUUAAAACAAAAUAUUAGUUCUCUCUCUGGUGGAUGGAAGAUGAAACUUGAGUUGGCUAGGGGAAUGUUGAUGAAGGCUGAUGUGCUUCUUUUAGAUGAGCCAACAAACCAUUUGGAUGCACAGAAUGUUAAAUGGCUUGAAGACUACUUAUUACAACAUAAUGACAUAACUUCUUUGAUUGUUUCCCAUGAUACCGGAUUUUUGGACACUGUUUGCACAAAUAUCAUUCAUUAUGAAAACAAAAAAUUAGUGUUUUAUAAAGGUAACUUAUCCGAAUUUGUGAAGGUGAAACCCGAGGCUAAAGCUUAUUAUACCUUGACAGACUCCAACGUGAAGAUGAAUUUCCCCAAACCUGGUAUUUUGACUGGUGUGAAAUCUAAUACAAGGGCUGUCGCUAAGAUGUCAGACGUUACAUACACUUAUCCUGGUUCGAGUAAGCCUUCUUUAGUUGACGUGUCAUGCUCAAUUUCACUUUCAUCAAGAGUUGCUGUUUUGGGGCCGAAUGGAGCUGGUAAAUCUACUCUUAUCAAACUUUUGACGGGAGAGUUAGUUCCAGAUAAAGGAACUGUGGAAAAACAUCCUAACUUGCGUAUUGGGUAUAUUGCACAAAAUGCAUUCCAUCAUGUUUCUCAACACAAAGAAAAAACUCCAAAUCAAUACUUGCAAUGGAGGUACAGAUUUGGUGAUGAUAACGAGGUUGUUUUGAAAGAAUCUAGACGAAUCACGAGCAAUGCCGAAAAAAAAAUGAUGGAGGGAACAAUUGAUGUUGAUGAUGGAAGAGGUCCAAGACAAAUAGAGGCUUUGGUUGGCAGACAAAAGCACAAACGUUCAUUCCAAUAUGAGGUUAAGUGGUUGAACUGGCUUCCAAAAUGUAAUUCAUGGGUGACUAGAGAAGUCUUGAUUAAACAUGGCUUUGAACCAUUGGUUCAGAAAUUCGAUGAUCAUGAGGCCUCCAGACAGGGUUUAGGAUACAGGGACUUAACACCUACUGCAAUUAGAAAGCAUUAUGCUGAAAUUGGCUUGGAUUCAGAGAUUGUUGAUCACACACCAAUUGGUUCACUUUCGGGUGGUCAGCUAGUGAAGGUUGUUAUUGCCGGUGCCAUGUGGAAUAAUCCUCAUGUUUUAGUUCUUGAUGAACCUACCAAUUAUUUGGAUAGAGAUUCUUUGGGCGCAUUGGCGAUCGCUAUUAGAGAAUGGGCUGGCUCAGUGGUGAUGAUUUCCCAUAAUGCAGAAUUUGUUGGAGCAUUAUGUCCGGAACAUUGGAUUGUUGAAGAUGGAAAACUUGUCACAAAAAUGGUUGCCGAAUUAGAUGCAUCGAAGUUUGAGGAUCAUGGUGGUGAGAAAGCAAUGGAGGCAUUCGAAAAUGCUAAAAAAGCGGCUUUGGUGAAGGAUGAUUCGUCUCCUGCAGAUAUUAAGAUCAAGAAAAAGAAGAAGAGAAAAAUGACAAGAAAUGAGAAGAAGGCACAGGCAGAAAGGAGGAGACUUCGUUACAUGGCUUGGUUGAGCGCUCCAAAAGGAACACCAAAGCCUGUGGAUAGUGAUGAGGAAUAA